AUGGCGACCGUUUUCGUUCGACCGGUCCUGAAUGAAAAGGAGGAAACCAUCGUGGUAAACCGAGUUCUCAAUGGGAGCCCCUCUGAUUCAAAGGAAAGCAUCCCCUCCACCCCAGUCGGUACUCUCGAGCUGGGGGUGCCUGCCAACGAGAAGAAAUUCUGGUGGCAGAGAGGCCGUGGGUACAACCCUGAUGCCAUCGCGACCCUCCCAUCCGUGUUCGAUGACCCUGAAACGGCCAAACACUAUCAGCCUCGCGACGAUUGGGAGAAUCUCCGACGAUUUGAUCCUUCGGCGAGAUGGACAUGGCGCGAGGAAUACUCCCUGAUACGAAAAAUCGACUUCAAAAUCAUGAUCUUUGCCUGCGUCAUGUUCAUGUCCUUGGAGCUGGACCGUUCAAACCUGACCCAAGCCGUCACGGACAACUUCCUUGGUGACCUUGGAAUGGACACAAAUGACUACAACUGGGGAAACACCGUCUUCAAACUCAGCUUCCUUUGCGCCGAGCUCCCGUCUCAACUGGUUUCCAAGUGGAUGGGCCCCGAUCGCUGGAUUCCUACCCAGAUGGUGCUUUGGUCUCUUGUCGCCGGCUCACAGUUCUGGCUUUCUGGUCGAGCCAGUUUUCUCACUUGCAGGGCCCUGCUUGCCCUUCUGCAGGGUGGUUUUAUCCCCGAUAUGAUCCUAUACCUCUCAUACUUCUACAAGCAUGGUGAACUUUCUCUCAGACUCGGCUUCUGGUGGACGGCCAUGUCGAUAGCCGAUAUCAUUGCCAGUUUCUUAGGGGCAGGCUUGCUUCGCAUGCGAGGGCACCUUGGCUACGCCGGGUGGCGAUGGCUUUUCUUGAUCGAGGGUCUUCUGACUCUUGUUCUUGGAUUGGUUGCAUUCAUGUUGAUGCCGCCUGGCCCUUGUCAAACUGCCAACUGGUCAAGAGGGAAGAAGGGGUGGUUUACAGAACGCGAGGAGACCAUCAUGGUCAAUAGGAUCAUCAGAGAAGAUCCCAGCAAGAGUACAAUGCACAACAGACAGCCCAUCACCCCGAAGCUGCUUUGGCACAGUUUGACAGAUUAUGAUCUAUGGCCUCUGUAUUUGAUUGGGUUGACCUUCCAAACUCCGAUGACGACACCUACUCAAUACUUGACCCUAUCACUCAAACAGUUGGGAUUCGGCACCAUCAAGACGAACUUGCUGGUGGUCCCUUCUGUCGUCGGACACAUCUUGACAAUGCUCCUCUUCACCUACCUUGCAGAAAUCGUGGGCCAGCUGUGGAUCUUUGGCCUGCUCGCGCAAGUAUGGGCCCUCCCCUUCCUGUCCUACAUCUACGCGAUCGACAUCAACUCGAUCAAUAGGUGGACGGCCUUCGGUAUCAUGACUGUCCUCCUUGCGUAUCCUAGCACGCAUGCCAUCCAGGUCGGAUGGAACUCGAGGAAUUCCAACUCGGUUCGAAGCCGGACCGUGAGUGCCGCGCUGUACAACAUGGGAUGCCAGACCUCUGGCAUCAUUGCCAGCAAUAUCUACCGGGAAGAUGAUCGACCACGCUAUCGACGCGGAAAUCGAGUCCUUGUCUCGCUCUGCGCGGUGAACAUAGGCAUCUAUGUUUUUGCAAAAGUCUACUACGUCGUACGCAACAAGCGCCGGGACCGGAUCUGGAAUGCCAUGACGGAAGAGCAGCGUGCUGAAUAUCUUGCCACGACCACUGACAAGGGCAACAAGCGUUUGGACUUCCGCUUUGCUAGCUGA
Molecule: messenger RNA, 1734 nt
Organism: Fonsecaea nubica
Lineage: Eukaryota; Fungi; Ascomycota; Eurotiomycetes; Chaetothyriales; Herpotrichiellaceae
Exons: 7
Coding region: 1-1734 (577 amino acids)
Biological process (GO): transmembrane transport
Cellular component (GO): membrane
Molecular function (GO): transmembrane transporter activity
Source: RefSeq, a predicted model, not a curated record